Messenger RNA from Coccinella septempunctata (seven-spotted ladybird), 2020 nucleotides. Its product is annotated as guanine nucleotide-binding protein-like 1. The record is from RefSeq and is a predicted model, not a curated record. The coding region runs from base 135 to 1847 and encodes 570 amino acids. Gene Ontology annotation, molecular function: GTPase activity; GTP binding. The transcript is spliced from 8 exons. NCBI's taxonomy places the organism in Eukaryota, Metazoa, Arthropoda, Insecta, Coleoptera, Coccinellidae.
UUUCUGUGUGACAAUUGUGACAUUAGUGUUCUGCGCUGUGGAUCUGGAUAGUAUUCCGUCUGUGAUUAUUAUUCAAAACAUUGGAGUGAAUGAAAAUCGCUAGUUGUUUUUAAAUACAAAUACAAGUAUACAGGAUGCCUCAAGGAAGAAAAAAGAUGCCAUUUAGUGGUAAAGCUAAGAAAGAACAACUGAAAUCGAAGAAACAACGUAAAGCUUCAUCAACCCCUUUUAUGCGUGGAAGGGAGAACAAUGAAUGUUUGGACAAUACGAAUAAAAUUAAUUUUCAAUCGAAAAAGGAUCCUGAUUCAAAAACUAACAAAUAUGCGUUGAUGUUUCGUAGAGAAACAGAAAAUGAAUUGAGACUACGUAAAGAAAUAGCUCGGCAAAGUUUAGUUCCUGUAACUGAGAAAGAGUUGGAAAUAGAUGCACGAGAUUAUUUCCCAGAAGAAUUUGAUUUCCCCAAGAGGCCUGAAUGGUCUUAUGAAUUAACAAAGGAGGAGUUAGAGUCUAAUGAGAGGAAAUAUUUCAAUGAAUACUUGGGAAAAAUGGAAAAGAAUUUUACAUCAUCAGAAUUGGGAUUCUUUGAAUUGAAUUUGGAAACCUGGAGACAGCUAUGGAGAGUAAUAGAAAUGUCUGAUAUUAUUUUGUACAUCCUUGAUAUAAGAUUUUCGAAUUUGAUGUUUCCACCCUCUCUUUAUGAAUAUGUAACCAAGGAAUUGAAGAAAGAUUUCAUACUAGUAAUCAAUAAAAUUGAUUUAGCACCUGCACCUCUGGUGGUAGCUUGGAAAUCUUAUUUUCAAGAAAUGUACCCUGAUAUUCACAUUGUGAUGUUCACUUCUAUGCCCUCCUACAAUUUGUUUGGGAAACAGUCCAAUAAGGGUGGUCUACAAGUACGAAGGAGAAGGGGCAGAAUUCACAUGGCAGCUGAAGGAGCGCAAACGUUAUUGAACGUUUGUAAGUCUAUUGUAGGUUCCGAAGUGGACCUCUCAAGUUGGGAACAAAAAAUUCAGGAAGAAAUGAAUGCAGAUUCCAAAGAAGCUGAACAAGUUGAAGUUGGCGAAGUGGUUGAACAGAAAUCAGUGGAUACCAGUUUCUAUCAGCAUGAAAGGUUCAACAAUGGUAUGCUUACCAUAGGAUGUGUUGGGUAUCCCAAUGUUGGGAAAUCCUCAUUAAUGAAUGCCUUGAAGGGGAAAAAGAUUGUGAGCGUCUCCCGAACUCCAGGCCAUACCAAGUAUUUCCAAACCAUAUUUUUAACCCCAAAUGUCCGAUUAUGCGAUUGUCCAGGCUUAGUUUUUCCUUCAAGAGUACCGAGAAUGUUACAAGUGCUAAUGGGUAGUUUUCCAAUAGCACAGUUAAGGGAGCCUUAUACCACUGUGAAGUUUUUGGCUGAACGAUUGAAUUUGCAGAAACUACUCAGGAUAGAGCACCCGGAACAAGAUGAUACAUGGUCAGCGAUGGAUAUAUGCGAUGGAUGGUCCAAGAAGAGAGGUUUCGUGACUGCUAAAGCAGCUCGAUUAGAUAGUUACAGAGGGGCCAACAGCUUGUUGAGGAUGGCGCUUGAUGGCAAGAUCUGCCUGUGUUUCAGGCCACCCAAGUAUCAUUCCAGAACUGAUUUUUGGUCCAAUCACCCAGAAGUACAGAAAGUGCUGUGGAUCCAAGCCAAAUCUGAUGAGGAAACUACACCAAGCUUUCUACACCAUUUGGACUCUUCCGAUGAAGCAUCAGAUACUGAGAUUCAUGCAGAAAAUGGAAUCAUGUCUUCAGAAAACGAGGAUGAAAGUUCGGAUGAUGAAAGUGACCUUGAAAUCCAGACUAUGACGAAUAAAUUUUCUUUAUUGAGAGAUUGAAGUGGAAUAUUUAUGUUGAUACAAUUUUGAUCUUUUAUAAGUUAUUGUUAGAUAUACAAAAGUUUUAAAAAAAUGUUUUUAGUAUGCUCAUUCACUAUACAAAAUGUUAAGGAAAUAUAUUCCAGUAUGUUUAACCCAUUGAACUAUCGCUGAAUAAACCUGUUAUCAUCUUA